Molecule: messenger RNA, 822 nt
Organism: Aspergillus vadensis CBS 113365
Lineage: Eukaryota; Fungi; Ascomycota; Eurotiomycetes; Eurotiales; Aspergillaceae
Exons: 1
Coding region: 1-822 (273 amino acids)
Source: RefSeq, a predicted model, not a curated record
AUGAACUUGCGUACUCGAGGCUGUCUUUUCCUGAUCCUCUCUCUUGGCUUUGCUUACGGGCGGGCCUCUAUCACUCCAGGAGUUACAGAAAUCGACUUGAUCUUUCCGCGUAACGACAGCUAUUCCCCGUCGCCUCUCACUCCGAUCAUGUUUGCCAUCCAAAACCCGAGUCUCCUGUCAAGUUUCAACCCGACGAUCUCCUAUAGCAUUGAGCAGGAAAAUGUCGAAGCCAGGGAAAGUUAUAUUACUUCGGGCCUGAUCCACCUCGUGAACACCAAUUAUACGAGAAGUGACCCUUACUUCCUCUAUUGGAGCGUCGGGAAUCUGGAUAUUGAAGGCACCUUCGUGUUUGCCUGGGAGCUUCGGAUGUUCAACUGCUCCCAUUCUCCGCAGAGUGACGCCUUGACCUUCGGAUAUCUUGACACGCUCCGCCAUCAGUUGCGCUUCUCGAUAAAAAAUGGCACUUCGCCACCAGACAUCGCCGCCGCAACCAAGGAUAGUACGUGCGAGCAGUCUAUAGCCCAGGCUAUACAAGUCCCAGAGUUGUUGGACGUGUCGCCUACGCGAACCUGGGGAGCACCAUCCUGUGCACCGACUGUGGGCCCAUCCCCGACUCCCAGUCCUUGCGAGGUCAAGAUCGAUUCCACAGCUGCCGCAAGUAUCUCCUCGGCUUUGACUUCCAGUGCGUGUCGUAAUCCUCUCCGUACCGGGCUCAGUUGCCCAACUCCAUCCCCUGAGAGUAAGGCCCCCGCGACGCAAUCGCCGGUCGGAGGGCUCCGGAUCUUGGCAAUGGGAACGCUUCUCGCUUACAGUCUUGCAUGA